AUGUCAAGCUCUAUGAAACCUGUCAAUACAUCCUACAUGAAUCCCAGAACUGUAAUUUUGAUUGGCAUUCCUGGACUAGAACACGUGCAAUUUUGGAUUGGAUUUCCAUUUCUUGCUGUGUGCCUAGUGGCCCUUUUUGGAAAUGUCAUUUUGUUGAUCAUCAUCCCUACAGAGCGCAGUUUACACCAGCCCAUGUACAUAUUUCUGGCUGUGCUGGCAGCUACGGACAUAGGACUCUGUGCAGCCAUUGCCCCAAAGAUGUUUGCCAUCUUUUGGCUCAGGGCUUACUCCAUGACCUUUGGUGCAUGUCUAACCCAGCUAUUCUUCAUUCACACCUUACAGUGCAUAGAAUCCGGCAUCCUGCUGGCCAUGGCCUUUGACCGUUACGUUGCCAUCUGUGACCCUCUGAGGCACACGUCCAUCCUCACACCUCCCAUCCUGGGCCAUGCCAUAGGGGCGGUGGCAAUCCGAGCAGUUGUGCUGGUGGGUCUGCUACCCAUUCUCAUCAAGAGACUGCAUGUGUUUCGCUCCAUUCGCGUUGCCCACUCUUACUGUGAGCACAUGGCCGUGGUCAAGCUUGCUGCGGAAGAUGUUAAGGUGAAUAAGAUCUGUGGUCUUUUUGUGGGCUUUAGCAUUCUGGGGUUUGACAUGAUUUUAAUCCUCAUCUCUUACGCACUGAUUUUCAGGGCUGUGUUUCGUCUACAGCAAAAGGAGGCUCGCCUCAAAGCCUUUAACACGUGCACAGCUCACAUCUUUGUGUUUCUUGAGUUUUAUAUUCUGGCCUUUUUCUCCUUCUUCAGCCACCGUUUUGGUCACGUUCCUCCCUCAACUCACAUUCUUCUGUCUACCAUUUACCUCCUUCUGCCACCUGCACUCAACCCUGUUGUCUACGGUGUGAAAAACAUGGUCAUUCGUGAGCGGGUGGCACAGGUUGUUCUUCUGAGCCGUGGAGGUGGGCCAUGA
Jaculus jaculus (lesser Egyptian jerboa) is the source of this 963-nucleotide messenger RNA. Its product is annotated as olfactory receptor 52A5-like. NCBI's taxonomy places the organism in Eukaryota, Metazoa, Chordata, Mammalia, Rodentia, Dipodidae. The transcript has a single exon. The record is from RefSeq and is a predicted model, not a curated record. Gene Ontology annotation, biological process: G protein-coupled receptor signaling pathway. The coding region runs from base 1 to 963 and encodes 320 amino acids. Gene Ontology annotation, cellular component: membrane. Gene Ontology annotation, molecular function: G protein-coupled receptor activity; olfactory receptor activity.